Messenger RNA from Aspergillus nidulans FGSC A4, 3489 nucleotides. RefSeq names its product putative GATA transcription factor (Ams2). Gene Ontology annotation, molecular function: zinc ion binding. Bases 1 to 3489 code for a protein of 1162 amino acids. The transcript is spliced from 3 exons. NCBI's taxonomy places the organism in Eukaryota, Fungi, Ascomycota, Eurotiomycetes, Eurotiales, Aspergillaceae. The record is from RefSeq and is a predicted model, not a curated record. Gene Ontology annotation, biological process: regulation of DNA-templated transcription.
AUGCUGUGUCACUUCUCGAUGCGCACUAAUGUGAAUUUGGACUCUAGUCAAGGUGCUCUAUACUUUCGACAACGAUAUCCGGAGUUGGUCGCUCAGCUGGGACAGGAUUAUACCGUCUACGCCUACGAUUACUCGGAAUAUGAGACACCCCUUGUAGGACAGGGAAUGCUAUCAUGGGUUCUGGCCUCGUCCUCUCCUACCCCGAAUGCGCCGGCUCACCGAUCAAAGACAAUGGUAACCGGUCGGGUCUGCAAAAAUGUGCUAGGUUUAUUUUCGAAAGGCGCCCAGGAGACACUAGAGGUUAAACUGCGAUUGGUGCCGGUCCCGACAGCCUUGCAACGUGAAUACUUGGAUAGCAUGCAGAAGUACCGGGAGCUCAGCAAUGUCAUUCCCCACGACUUCGAUGCACAGGCAUGGACGGAUUUCUUGCGUCAAAACCCCGGCUUGAUGGCGCCCUCAUCCCAGCAAGCUGCCCAAGCAUCAUCCCCCGUGGACCAUUCCGGUAUUGAAAGGUUUCAUCAGAUUCUUAGCGCAGGCUCCACACCAAGGGAAAUCGUGUCAAUACCGACUCAUCAAUCGUACCGACCGACAUCUCCUGCACAGUCAGCUUUAAGCACGGUAAGCAGAGUUCACACGCCUGGAAGUCAAUUCCCGAUCCAGCAACAAGAACAGUCCGCACCACGGCCCCAACACCUUGAGCGAAGUCAGAGCGACGUUAUCCGUCCUUCAUCUAGUGCAUCCAUGCGCGAUGCCGAUUUCCAUUCUUAUGCAAAGUCCAACCGCAGGGAUUCAAUACAUUCAGGGUAUGGUAGCUGCGAAGAGUCCUCGGAACAACAGCCUAGGAAAAGGGCCAAAUUAUACCGGGCCGAUGCCCCUGGCAAGGCCGACUUGAACAUCGAGAGACAACCAAGCUCUUUAAGAGUGGCGGCUAGCACAGCAGCUUCCGUUCGUAUUCAUCGCCCCACGCCAAUCAACCCGCUCAUAUCUGCGGCUCAGAACUCGAACGAAGAACCCGUUCGUCCGCCUACGCCUAUUUCAGAUAUGAACCACCUGCCCCGUCGCGCGCGCCCUCUUCCCAGCCUUCUCCGAGAAUCAUCGACGCAGAGCACUAGCCAGAGCAAUCAGUACAAUUCACCAUAUGCCAUGAGCGACGAUCAUCCUUCUGUAGAACCGACGACAACAUCGCCCGAGGAAUCUCGUUACCAGGGUCUAUUUGAACCGUCCUUUUCUAUGCCGUCCUCGCCUCCAAUUUUGGACAACGCGCUGCCUACUCGGUCUAGUCCUGUCCUUCCACCCAUGAGGGCUGACCUAGAUUCCGGAUUCAUGAGUACUGGCAUUGACGACCUUCUGGACGAUGAGCUCGGGCCCCCGCUUGAUAAUGCAAGGCCAGCGUCAAAAAACUCAACUAAGCCCACGCGGACCGUUCGUUCUGCGGCCCAAGCGAGUUCCCCCGCCAGUGUUGCUGGUAUGCUUGAAGACCGUGUUAUUGAAAUCCCCGACAACCAGCCGGAGAAUGAACCCGUCAACAGCAUGGAGUUGCCAAGCAGCGCAGCUCAAAACGCUUCUGUCAGCGGCGCUGAGGUUUCAGCUGAGAAUUUUCCUGUCAGUGGGACCCCCUUUGAGCAGCAGCACCAGCAGCAGGUGAAAGAUGCCCCAGUCACCUUGCCCCGUGCUUCUAGGGCUACUUCAUCGCGACCUUCUUCACGCGCCAGUGUGAGGCACACGCCCAAGCCGCUAGCGCCGGCUCCUAUAUCCCAGAGUGAGCUGGAGCAACUUCUUAGCGCAAUCCCUGAGAGCGAUCCCGUCUUGCCAAGUGAUGGUGCGGCCGCAGAGACUCCAGCUCCGAAUUCUGUCAACGAGGAAGGCAAACCUCGCAGCGGUGCCGGUGCCAGGCGACUGAAACAAGUUAAGCAAGUCCAACUACGCCUCGAAAGGUGCAUCCGCGAGGGACAGGCGCCACCCUAUUGUGAAAACUGUGGGGCUAUUGAGACCCCUACUUGGCGCAGAGCUCACUCCAAAGUCUUCGAGGGGAGCGAGGAAGACGCCAAUGAGCACACCAAGGACCCUUUGGUAUUCUUCUGGCAGCCUGUCGAGACAAACGAGCAGGGAAAGGUCACAAAGUACAAGGUCUACAAGAAGAAGUUGACGGAUGACGAAAAUGAUUUUGCACUGGUCCUACUUUGCAACCCUUGUGGUAUCUGGCUUCAGAAAUGCAAAAGCAUGCGCCCUGAGAAUAGGUGGAACAAAGCUAGCUACGAAAAAAGAAAACGACCGCGCAGGACUCGCAAAGAUGCUGGGCCGCUUUCGACUAAUAAGCGCCCCGGUGGCCGCAGCACAAGCGAGCCGUCUAAGCCAGAUGCUUCCUCACCAGGCGUAUCAGACGCUUCGAGCCCAGCAGCUGAUGAUGAUACUACCCCGGGUCCGGAUAAUGAUGCUGGUAAGGCGGGCGAAACUGAAGGACAAAAGAACGAUGAUGCUCAGGAACCGCCAGCAAAGCGCCGCCGCGCAAACAGUGCAGAACCUCGCAAAUCAUCUGACAGAGCAGGAAGCCGCUGGCAUGAGGGGGAUGCAAGGGAAGCGCUUCGGCGGGCAAUUCAAUCCAGCCCUGCUAGGAAUCUUGCAGGUGGCAAUACUUCAGCCCCGGGUGAGAGAAACCUGCCUCCCAAGUCAGUGAGGAGAGUAUUGUUUCCUAAUUCGCAGAACGAGGGGGGUCCUUUGCGAGCAUUAGGCGACUCGGUCUUGAACAGUCCUAAGCGAGGCUCACGCGUCCCCGGCGUCCAAGAAGCGAACAAGGAGCCCGGCGAGAAAGAGAACCAGGCUGUGAAUGACUUAGAGCGGCUCUUCGAGAGUCCCUCUUUUGAAUUUGAGCUUUGUGCUAGUCCCACCCCCAAGCGACGAAAUCAACGCCUGACUACAUCGGACAAGCGACACUCACUUCCCUAUAUCUCGCCUGUCAAGUCUCGAAGAGACGGAGCUAUUGAUAUAACCCCAACUCGAACUCCUGCACGUCGGCUGCAGCGCGUCCAGAGCAGUCCUGGGUCUGUUCCCCACCAGAACCGGACACCUGGGCGAUCUCGCUCGCUUAUUCCUGACCUUCCGCCGAUGUCAGAUGAUAUCUUCGGCACAGCUGCAUUUCAAGGCAUGGACGAGAUGAUUGUAGAUAUCUUCUCCGACAAUGCCAACUCGGCGCUUCACACAGAUCCAUUAUUCGCACUCGAUUCCAGAAAUGUGUCGAAUAAUAACUGGGCAGAUUGGCUCCCUUCUGAUCUUUCCCCAUCCAAAUCGGACAGGAACCAGAACAAUGAUGAUGCGGACAUCAUCAACGCACUUCUUUCUGAUGCCGACAUUCAAAAAGACAUGUUCCAGUACCCUGAUCCUCGAACCCUUGACUCUGGCUUUUUCAGCUCAGAUGCAGUCCAGGCGGAUGGAAUGGCCCUCGAGAAAACAAACGUGUCCAAGAGCCAAGCCACAAACACGGAACAGGUUUAG